AGAGGCAACACCAGAGGAGAUCCUGACGCGACCAUGAGCAACAUCAAACACCGAAAGAGCAACAGCCCAGCAGAUAAAAAAUCCAAGGCUAAGAGAAACAUCAGGCACUUCACCGAUGUGCAUGGCCUGCCAAGCAUUGAGAAGAUGGUAAGCUCAGUGGAGGAAACCCCUGAACCCAUCAGCUGCUUCAUCACAGGUACAAUCCCAGACUGGAUCAAAGGAAACUUCCUGAGAAACGGACCUGGCAAAUUUGAGAUUGGUAACCAAAGGUUCAACCACUGGUUUGACGGCAUGGCUCUCUUGCAUCAGUUCAAAAUAUCAAACGGACAGGUUACUUACAAAAGCCGCUUCCUCUCAAGCGACAGCUACCAAUCCAACCAAGAGCGCAACCGAAUUGUGGUGUCAGAGUUCGGGACGGUCACCAUGCCGGAUCCUUGCAAAAACUUCUUCCAACGUUUCCUGUCCAGGUUUGAGCUCCCAAAACCUUCUGACAACGCCAACGUGAGUUUUGUGACAUACAAAGGAGAUUACUAUGUCAGCACAGAAACCAACAUCAUGCAUAAGUUGGACCCUGAGACCCUGCAGUCUACCGGAAAGGUGGACUGGAGUAAAUUCAUUGCGGUGAAUGGAGCAACUGCACAUCCUCACACUGAGCCUGAUGGCACAACGUACAACAUGGGAAACUCCUACACCCCCAAAGGAGCAUACUACAACAUCAUCCGAGUGCCUGGAGGCAAACCGGUGGAGGGGGAAACCCUGGAGGGAGCCUCUGUGCUGUGCUCCAUACGCUCCUCAGAGAAAACCAAGCCCUGCUACUACCACAGCUUUGCAAUGUCGGAGAACUAUGUGGUGUUCAUUGAGCAGCCAAUCAAGAUGGACUUAUUGAAAAUUGCAACAGGGAAGCUGACGGGGAAAAGCAUCAGUGACGGUGUCUCCUGGGAGCCCAAAUCAAACACAGUCUUCCACCUGAUUCACAAAGACACUGGAAAGGUGAGCCCCGUUAAAUAUCUUGCCAAGGCGCUGUCAACUUUUCACCAGAUCAAUGCCUUUGAGGAGGGGGGCUUCCUGAUUGUGGACAUGUGUGCAUCCGAUGAUGGCCGGGCAAUUACAAACUAUCAGGUCCAGAACCUGCGCAAGAGUGGAGAAGCUCUUGAUGAGGUUUACAACACUUUGUGCAGAGUCUUCCCACGGCGUUUUGUGCUUCCUCUCAACAUUGACUCCCAAACGCCCUUCAACCAGAACCUGAUCCACCUGCCCAACGUCACAGCCACCUGCCUCAGAAUCAGCACUAACAAGGUGUUCUGCACCCAUGAAGACCUCCAUGGAGAGGAGCUCCAUCACUACGGGGGUCUGGAGUUCCCCCAGAUUAACUAUGACAAGUACAACACCCGUCCCUACCGCUACUUCUAUGGCUGUGGCUUCAGACACCUGGUGGGAGACACGCUGAUCAAAAUGGAUCUCAAUGGAAAGAGCAUGAAAGUGUGGGAACAUGCGGGUCUGUAUCCAUCCGAGCCGGUCUUUGUCCCCUCACCUGACGCCACAGAGGAAGACGACGGCGUCAUCCUGUCUGUGGUCAUCACUCCAAACAAGGACAAGAGUACGUUCCUUCUCGUUCUGGAUGCAAAGAGCUUCGAGGAGCUGGGCAGGGCUUCGGUGUCCGUGAACAUCCCAUACGGCUUCCACGGAGCAUUUACUGCCAUGACAUAGGCAUGAGGCGGAAGAAGAGGUUCACCGAUGAACCAUAAAACCAACUGACACCUGGACACUCAAUCUUUAUUUUUUAAGUUUUGCUCCGAUCAUCUUUUGGAUCUAUUGUGAAAGUGGUCUAUCAAUAACGAUUAUGCAGUUUUUAGACAAAAUCAGAAAACCUGUUGUUUUCUAGGACAUAGUUUCUGCAGAGCAGGAGUUCAUAAGAAAUUCACCUCUGAGUUGUGGGCGUGACCAUUAGCACAGAGCAAGCUUCUCCUUCCUGUCAUCCAUAACUGAGAGCUCUCUGUUUAAAUGCUUUCCUGCUAGCUUACAGCUACAACCUAACAUUAGCAGUGCAACAAGAAUGACAAAUGAUAUCAAAGCUAUCCAGCCGUACAGUUUUGAUCCAGUUUCCAGCUCAAACGACGUACAUGGAUCCAUUUGUCCACAAGUGGAUGCAUCAGAAUGGAGCACAGCAAGUAGCUUGUGACCUGCCGCAUGUUUUCUUUGUCACAAAAACCAUCUUUUUCAAACUGCAUUUUUUUUGGUCUGUUCCUGAUUCAUGCGUUGAAUAAGGUAGAUACUCAGAAACGCAAUUUUAAGCUUAAUUUUCUGUAUAUAUAUGUCCUCCACCAUCAGAAAAUACCACAAGGACAUGUUAAAAACACAUUUUUUAUUGGACUAAACAGCUUAAUGGCUUUAAUUUAGAUAUUUGUUGCAUAAUUAUUUCUGUUAAACAAGUUAUGAAAUAAAGCAGAAAAUAUGAAAGUUCAUCCAAGAAAAAAAUCAGAAACUGAACCGCCUGUUUUACUGAGCCGUUCGAAAUAUUGUCUGGUCUUGAUUUGCGUUUUACUUUCUCUGCUAAAUAAAAGUGAACAUUAUCAAAAAAUGAUGUGCAGGACUUACUGUAUGUGCAGAUGUUGUAGAUCUGGGAACAGCACAGAAGAC
This is a messenger RNA of Oryzias melastigma (Indian medaka), 2637 nucleotides long. It is a transcript of the gene bco2b, whose product is annotated as beta-carotene oxygenase 2b. Gene Ontology annotation, molecular function: beta-carotene 15,15'-dioxygenase activity; carotenoid dioxygenase activity. The record is from RefSeq and is a predicted model, not a curated record. Gene Ontology annotation, biological process: carotene catabolic process; retinal metabolic process. The transcript has 12 exons. Gene Ontology annotation, cellular component: mitochondrion. Lineage: Eukaryota; Metazoa; Chordata; Actinopteri; Beloniformes; Adrianichthyidae. Bases 34 to 1707 code for a protein of 557 amino acids.